Molecule: messenger RNA, 2630 nt
Organism: Ceratitis capitata (Mediterranean fruit fly)
Lineage: Eukaryota; Metazoa; Arthropoda; Insecta; Diptera; Tephritidae
Product: G1/S-specific cyclin-D2
Exons: 5
Coding region: 646-2214 (522 amino acids)
Biological process (GO): positive regulation of G1/S transition of mitotic cell cycle; regulation of cyclin-dependent protein serine/threonine kinase activity; mitotic cell cycle phase transition
Cellular component (GO): cytoplasm; nucleus; cyclin-dependent protein kinase holoenzyme complex
Molecular function (GO): cyclin-dependent protein serine/threonine kinase regulator activity
Source: RefSeq, a predicted model, not a curated record
CACAGUGACAUUUUGCUUGUCAUGUGCACCGGUUGUUGAUUUGAAAAGUGUGCUUUGUGAUGUGCGUUCAUUAGAAACAGUGUGUGAUAAUCGUGUAGCCAAUUGCUGAGAACACUUUGAAAUCACUACUACUGAUAACGAUCGCUACCGCUUAAUUGUGUGCAAACCAAAAUAAAACAAAAGAUAAAAGUAUUGCAAUCCAAUUUAGUUUUAUAUUCACCAACAUACAAAGCGUCUAGUGAAUUUGGGCAAAGUAUCAAAAUAUAUCAAUUCCAUAAAAGUGUGCUUAAGUACCGAUAUAAGGUACAUAUAUAAAUCGGGCAUAAAUAGAAAGUUUAAAGCAACACCAAUUUAAUCUAAAGAAAAUUUGCAACGUUGCUUCUGCAUAAAGUGUCAAACUUUAGUUAUCAAACAGGAUCUGCUGUCAAAAAUUUGUGGAAUAAAUAAAAUAGAAAUUUUGUUGAAAUACGAAAAGUUAUAUAAAAACACAAUUUGUUUUUGUUUUCUUUUUUUUUUUUGAAACUACUAUGCAAAGUUAAGUGAUUUAAUAGAAAAAUAUUUUGUGGUUGUAAAUAGUUAGGCGUGUGACUGUUUACAUUCUCUCCUCUAUUAUUGUCUCCGGUUACAUUUUGUUCUUGUAGCAAUAUGGACCUGUUGUGCACAGAAAAUUUAAGGACUGAUUAUGAUUGUGAAGUUCCGUAUGUGCCAACGCAAAUGCGAGCACAUACCUAUGCCCAAACACAACUACAACCACACCUACAAUCACAACACCAACCCACUACAAUCCACACAGCAGAAAUAGCACUUGAAUCAGGCGAAACCGAAUCGAACGCAAAUGGCGAUAUAUCUAAGGAGCAAACACAGACGAAAGUAAUGCUUGGUGCACCGUCACCUUAUUCCAAUUCUAGCUCGUCUUUACUCUCACCGGGUGGUUCAAGCUCACCCUCGUCCGGUUAUAAUUCGGCAACGAGCUCACAUGCAAGUCAAACGCAUAUUCAUAACGAUGGCCGGCAGUAUCAUCAGGAAAAUGAUAUUCAGAAACAUCAGCAUUAUCAACAGUCACAGCAACAGCAACAGCAACAACACCAACAACAACACCAACAACAACAACAACAACAACAACAACAACAACAUCAGCAGCAACAAAAACAACAAGAGACAAAACAAAUGCAAUAUUAUGAAGAUCAGCAGGCUAGUAAUAAUAAUGCUGUAUAUCUAAAGUCGGUGCCAAGUCGUGAUUUAGGUUUCGUUAAUAGUGCUACAGUAGAUCCGAUAUUUUUAACUGAUCGCUGCUUGGAGAAUGCUUUGAAAGCAGAGGAAAAGUUGCCACAACCGGUUUGCACGUAUUUCAAGACCGUGCAGAAAGACAUCACGCCGCCUAUGCGCAAAAUAGUCGCAGAAUGGAUGAUGGAGGUUUGCGCCGAAGAAAAAUCUCAAGAAGAAGUCGUCCUCUUAGCACUCAACUAUAUGGAUCGUUUUCUAUCUACAAAAUCUGUAACAAAGACACAUCUGCAAAUAUUGGCGGCUGCCUGCUUGCUGCUCGCUUCGAAAUUACGUGAACCCAGCUGUCGGGCAUUAUCUGCCGAAUUAUUGGUGUUCUAUACGGACAACAGUAUAUACAAAUGCGAUUUAAUUAAAUGGGAAUUGUAUGUACUCAGUCGACUGGGCUGGGAUUUGUCGUCUGUGACGCCCUUGGAUUUUCUUGAAUUGUUAUUAAUCCGCCUGCCAAUCAAAAGUAAAGAAUGUCCUGAUCUGAGUCUCGAUAAAGUGAGACAACAUGCGCAGGCCUUCAUCUGCUUAGCAGCCAAAGAACACUAUUUUUCUAUAUAUUCAGCCAGUAACAUUGCUGCGGCGAGUAUUGCCGCUGCUUUGAAUGGUUUAAAUUGGCAUUUACGUACUGGCAACAAGAUGCGUCAUUUAUUGGAUUUAUUAACCGAUUUGACCAGUAUUGAGCAGGAAUACCUGCAUGAGUGUAUGCAAAAAAUGGAAAUCAUUUUCGAAGAACAUAGCCGUAAUCUGCAACCUUAUACUAACACCGCGUACCAACAUCAUCAUCAGCAGCCGCAGCAACAACACCUGGCGGUGGAACAGCAGCACCGCCAAUAUCAGCAUCAGCACCAUCAAGGUCAUCAUAAUCAUCCUCCUCACCAAUCACAUCAUCAACAACAGAAACAACAGCAGCAGCAACAGCACCAACACGUGCCUACAAUGUGAGCUCACUAUUGGGACACAUAAUUUUAAAUUUGUUUUUUUUUUUUUUUUUGAAAUAACUAAACUAAAUUUGAAAUUUCAAUUUAUGAAUGUUAAAAAUUACUAUUAUUAUUAUUUAUGCAUAAUUUUAUGCUACCUCAGGAAUUUUUUCGGAACUUAACAUUUUACAAACAAGUAUAAAUGCUCAUAUAUAGAGAAUUCCAAAUUUUGAAAUAUCUAAAAGUUGAAGAAUAGACUAUAAAAAUACAUAGUUGCAAAAGAAUAUGUAAUUUGUUAUACAUAUCUACAUAAAUGCAUAUGUACAUGUGGCGUUGAGUGUGGCCUACAUUUAGGCGUUUAUGCUUACGUUACUAACUUACUUACACUCGCCAACAUACCAAUUAUUUAGCGCAGUGUGUGCGAAAAAUGAAGAGAAAAAA